AUGACUCGCCCUAAACCUAAAAAACGGAACCGAAGGAAAAUAGGAGCAAGGGCCUACAAAAACUAUUCUGAAGAAAUGCUCACUCUUGCAGUUGAAAUGGUCCGUAACAAAAAUGUGUCAUCUUAUGACGCAGAAAAACAAUUUGGAAUACCACGUCGUACCAUAGAAAAAAGGGCAAAAAACUUACACACUAACAAACCUGGUCCACGGUACCGAUUUACAGAGGAAGAAGAGCUCCAAUUUGUAAAAGUGCUUAUUGUUGCAUCUGAAUUUGGAUGUCCAUUGACACAGUUGGAUUUCCGUAUGAUUGUUUUUGAUUACCUUAAAAAAAAAAAUAAAGCGUACAUUUUUAAUGACAAUCCUCCAGGUGAUUGGUGGGUGAAAAACUUUUUGAUAAGACACCACGAUAAGCUUACCGUGCGAUCUACACAAAACAUUAAAAAAGCAAGAGCCGAAAAAUCCCUUCAAGAUUUUAAGAUCUACUUUGAAUAUUUAAAGAGCUGUGUUGAAGAUUUGCCGGCAACCCAUAUACUCAAUUACGACGAAACAAAUGUCAGCGAUGACCCGGGGGCAGUCAAAUGCAUUUUUCGCCGGGGAAUCAAGUAUCCGGAAAGAACAGUAAACUACUCAAAAGGUUGUAUUUCUAUAAUGUUUUCCGGAACAGCCAGUGGUGAUCUUUUAGCUCCGUACGUCGUCUAUAAAUCUGAAAAUAUGUGGACACAAUGGUGUGAUGGAGGUCCAGAAGGGGCGCGUUAUAAUCGAACUAAAAGUGGCUGGUUCGAUUCUGGCAUGUUCAUGGAUUGGUUCACUACAAUAGUAAUACCAUGGGCUCAACGUCUGGAAGGACCGAAGCUGGUUAUAGGAGACAACCUUUCAAGCCAUAUUAACGUAGAUGUGGUAGAACUUUGCGAGCGUCACAAUAUUAGGUUCGUGUUACUACCACCAAAUUCAACGCAUUUAACCCAGCCUCUGGAUGUUGCAUUUUUUGCUCCACUUAAACGAACGUGGAGGAAAAUUCUUAUGAAAUAUAAGAUAGAAAACCCAAAGCAGACGUCUCUCAAUAAAAUCCACUUUCCUAUACUUUUAAAACAAUUAAUUGAAGAAGUGAACUUAAAUAAAGCCGAUAACUUGAUCAGUGGAUUUAGAGCAACGGGCAUAUUUCCAUAUAAUCCACAGAAAGUAUAUUCAAAAAUUCCGGAAUACUGUGAAGAGAUCACUUAUGACGUAGAUAAAUCUUUACUUGACUAUCUAAAAGAGAAUCGGAAUCCAAACCCAAUAAGGCGAAAUACAAAUAAAAAAAUGAAUGUCGCAGCUGGAAAAUCUGUCACAAGGUGGGACAUAAAUAAAAACGUAACCAAGAAAAACACAAAGAGUAAAACUAGUGAAAUAACAAGCGAAAGAAAUUUUAUUGCAAACAGUGGUGAAGAAGUAGUGCAAAACGACAUACCAGAAAAAAAGAGGUCAAAAAUAACUAUUCUCUCAGACAUUAGAAUACCGCCAAAAACAGACAAGAAUAAAAAAACACCAACGAAAAAAAUAAAAGAAGCUAAAGCUGGACCAUCUGGUAUUACGAUAAAAAGAAAUUUACAAAACGCUUGGCCAUCUGUUUUAAAGACAAUUUUGAAAAAAGAUGUAAAAAGGAAGGGUAUAAGAACCAAAAAACUCCACGAUAAUUCUUCGGAUUCAGACUCUGACUGCUCUGUGCAGUAUGCAGAUUCUUCGGACUACGAUUCAAUUGAAGACAUGCAGGACUACUUAUUGAGACAACUGACAGAAGAUCAGAAAAUGGAGGAAAAGGAAAAAGAUGAACAAAUGACCGAAUUGGAAACGAAAGGGCAUGAAACAGAAAGCUUGAGAACAGAAUAUGACAAGGGGAAAGAAGAAUGGUUAAAACAGGAAAUAGAGGAUCAAAUUAAGGAAUUGGAAAAAAAAGGAUAUGAGAUAAAAAACUUGAGAAUAGAAAGUGAUAAAAGGCAAGUAAAAGAGAUGGUAAAUUUAUAUGACAUGGAUAAAGUCGAAUGGGAAGUACGGAACAUAGAGGAACAAACGAAGGAAUUGGAAACAAAUGGACAUGAGAAAGAAAGCUUAAGAAUAGAAAGCGAUGAAAGGAAAGGACAGGAGAUGGAAAAACAGAUGGUACAUGAAUAUGAAAUGGAGAGAGACGCAUGUAAAGAACAGGGAAAAGAGGAACACAUGAAUGAAUUGGAAACAAAAGGACAUGAGACGGAAAGCUUGAGAUCAGAAAGCUAUGAAAGGAAGGGACAGGAGAUAAAACAAAAGAUGGUAAAUGAAUAUAAAAUGGAGAGAGACUUGUGGAAAGACCAGGAAACAGUGGAACAAAUAAAAGAUUUAGGAACAAAAGAGCAUAAAACAGAGAAGCAUGAAAGAAAACAACAGAUAAAGAGCCUGAUAAUAGAAAACGAUGAUAAAAAAGGACUGAAGAUAAAACGACGAAGACUAGAAGAGACUAUGUCAGAAAAAGAUACAAUUAAUGAACAAAAUGAGAAGGCAUUUAUAGCCAAAAGUUUAUAUAUUGGACAAUACAUCUUAGUAAAGUUUGAAAGUACCAAAAAUACAAAUAAGUAUUACUGUGGCCUGAUUACGAAAAUAUCCGAGCGUGAAGGUGUUUUCACGAAAUUCAUGAGAUAUAAAAAUGGCGGGUUUUACUGGCCCACAGUACCCGAUACAAGUAUUGUAUUUGAAAAUGAUAUAGUACAAAUUUUACCAAAUCCCUAUAAAAAUCGGCGUGGAAUUUUAUAUUUUGAUGUCAAAUUUAAAUAUAAAUUGGAAUAA
Molecule: messenger RNA, 2793 nt
Organism: Parnassius mnemosyne (clouded apollo)
Lineage: Eukaryota; Metazoa; Arthropoda; Insecta; Lepidoptera; Papilionidae
Source: the annotation of a GenBank genome assembly